UUAAUUUUAAUACAUACUUAAUGUUUUUGAAGGUUAUGAAACAUAUUAAUGUACUAAAAAGUCAAAAACUAUAAUACAAAGUUAUUUAUUAAUCAUGAUAGAAAAAACAUGUUAUAACGUUGAAAAAAGGCAUAUAUUGCAUAGUAGCAUUUUUAAUCAAACUUUAAGAGACUGGCAAGGACUGCAAAGUGAGCUAACCACAAAGAAUUUUAUGUACCCAAUUUUUUUAGUGGAAGAUGAAAAUGCUGUGCAACCCAUUGAUAGUAUGCCAGGAAUUUCCAGAUUUGGAAUAAAUAAAUUGAAAAAUCAUCUAUGGCCAUUAGUACAAAAAGGCUUGCAAGCAAUUCUUUUAUUUGGUGUUAUUGACAAUCUACCUAAGGAUGACUAUGCGACAAAUGCAGACAGUCUGCAGAACCCAGUAAUAAAAGCUCUCCCUCAACUAAAAACAUGGUUUCCUAAUCUGACAAUUGCAUGUGAUGUAUGUUUGUGUCCUUACAGCUCCCAUGGACAUUGUGGUAUUUUAUUUCCUGAUGGAACAUUAAAUAAUGAAGCUAGUUUGGAAAGAAUUUCAGAUGUAGCUUUAUCCUAUGCCCAGGCAGGAGCUCACAUUGUGGCUCCUUCAGAUAUGAUGGAUGGAAGAAUAGCAGCCAUAAAACAAAAACUGAUUCACCACAAAUUGGCUAAUAAAGUAGCGGUUCUAUCAUAUACUGCAAAAUUUGCAUCAAAUUUCUAUGGACCAUUUAGAGAUGCGGCAAAAUCAAAACCAGCAUUUGGAGAUAGAAGAUGUUAUCAGUUGCCACCCACUAGUGCCAACCUUGCCAUUAGGGCUGCAGAGAGAGAUGUAUCAGAAGGAGCCGAUUUACUCAUGGUAAAGCCAGUUAUGGCAUACAUGGAUAUUUUGAAAACGAUCAAAGAUAAGUUUCCUCACUAUCCUAUGUUCGUUUACCAAGUGUCUGGGGAAUAUGCAAUGAUUUACAAAGCCUCACAAGCAGGGACAUUUGAUUUAGAAGCUGGUCUGAUGGAGAUUUUACGGUCGUUAAGGCGUGCAGGUGCAGAUGUAAUAAUAACUUAUUUCACACCACUUAUUUUGGAUUUAUUACAACCUAAACACAAAUUAUGAACUGGGAACAAUUUUAUAUCAUUUAGAAAAUGUUUUAUAUUAGAAGUUUACUUUUCUAGUUAUUUUGGGCAAUGUUUUCGUUAAUAAAUAAUGAUAGUAAA
Molecule: messenger RNA, 1221 nt
Organism: Anoplophora glabripennis (Asian longhorned beetle)
Lineage: Eukaryota; Metazoa; Arthropoda; Insecta; Coleoptera; Cerambycidae
Product: delta-aminolevulinic acid dehydratase
Exons: 6
Coding region: 95-1120 (341 amino acids)
Biological process (GO): heme biosynthetic process
Cellular component (GO): cytosol
Molecular function (GO): porphobilinogen synthase activity; zinc ion binding
Source: RefSeq, a predicted model, not a curated record